Ostrinia nubilalis (European corn borer) is the source of this 8550-nucleotide messenger RNA. It is a transcript of the gene Megf8, whose product is annotated as multiple epidermal growth factor-like domains protein 8. Gene Ontology annotation, molecular function: protein binding; calcium ion binding. Bases 160 to 8550 code for a protein of 2796 amino acids. The record is from RefSeq and is a predicted model, not a curated record. Lineage: Eukaryota; Metazoa; Arthropoda; Insecta; Lepidoptera; Crambidae. The transcript is spliced from 23 exons.
GCCAAAUGUCAAAAUACUGUGAUGGAUCUGUGAAUUGUUUGUUUGUAAGAAAAAACUCGUUAGAAAGUAUUAAAAAACCAUUAAAAUGAUAUUAGUCGUGUUUUUACGAUUAUAUGGCUUUGAUAUUUGACUUAUGUUUUACGACAAUCCGGAAGAGGCAUGUUUUACCCACGAAUUCGGGAGAAAGGUGCAGGUUUAGUUGUCCUCAGCUGGACUUGUCUGGCUGUCCUCUGUGCCGCGUCUACGGCGCCCUGCGACAAAACGCGCAGGGUUUUCACUGAACAGAACGGCAUCAUCACCGAUGGACCCACUACCUCCAACUAUACACAAGAUUCCCACUGUGAGUGGCUUAUCAAAGCUGCCAAUAAAAGCCAAUUUAUUACAUUGAGUUUCAUUCGUAUGGGCACAGAAUGUUCCUAUGAUUAUGUAUUUGUUUAUGAUGGAGAUUCCUUUGAUGCUCCACUAUUAGGGAGCUUUAGUGGGAAAACUGAGCCACAGAAUGUUACCGCUUCAAGUGGUUUUAUGUUAAUUUUACUGUAUAGUGAUACAAAUUAUGUAUUAGAUGGAUUCCGUGCCACAUAUGCCAUAUAUGAUUGCCCAAAUAAUUGCACUGGUCAGGGAGAAUGCGUGUCAAACAAGUGUUUCUGUUGGGGCCGUUGGGGAGGUCCCGAUUGCAGCGUAGACCUCUGCCCCAGUGGGUGCUCCGGAAAUGGACAGUGUAAAGGGGAUAGAUGUGAAUGCAAAAAGGGAUUUUCUGGUGAUUCAUGUUCACUGAAACAAAAUGAUAAGAAAGGGAACAGUUGGCAUUGGCUUUCUCACACGGAAGGGGGUAUGACCAGAAGAGCUGCGCAUACUGCUGUGUAUGUCAAUCUGACUGACUCCCUGUAUAUCUUUGGUGGAUAUGAUUUAAACAAAGUGUUAGGCCUUUUGGAGGAGUACAGAUUUUCAACUAGUCAGUGGUAUGAUGAACAUGGAAGAGUUUUACGGAGAUACCCCACUAAUGAAGAAAAUGAUAAAUCUUUACUUACCCUCUUUAAAAAGGGAAAUAAUGAUGGUAAUUGGCACAUAGGAAAUGGAACAUCUUUAUUUACAUUAAUUUUAUCCUCAUUUUCACACCAUGAUAAAACAACUUUACCCCUCAUGUACUCUCAUACACCAACGGCCUACUCUGACAGUUACUUGCAAUUUACGGACCGUCCUGAAAUGACGAGUGCCUCAAUGAAAUCUAAUUACACAAAACCUGAACCCCGAUAUGGCCACUCAGCUUGUGCAUUUGGAAAUGGGUUUGUCCUGUACGGGGGCAAAUUGUCUGAUGGGAGUUUAUCUUCCGAAUUAUGGCUUUACAACGUAAAAUCGAAGCAUUGGACCUUAAGGGCUGUCAAUUCAACAUUUACUCCUCCCGGCUUAACGCGUCACACUCUGACCGCUGUUAAAGAUGAAUUAUAUCUAUUUGGAGGAACUACCGUCGAAGGGGAGUUCUCCUCAAGCAUGUACAAAAUAAAACUUGGUGAAGUGAGUACUGAGUCUUGGGAAAAAGUUCACGUCCGGGGUGGAAAAGAAUUAGAUGUCCGAGUGGUGGCGCACACGGCGGUGUACCAUUCUUAUUCUAACUCGAUCCUUGUUUAUGGCGGAGUUGUAGCAAGCGUUGCCAGAUUUUCAAAACUUUCAGACAGAAUGUUUGCUUUUGACAUAGACUAUAAACAUUGGAGUGAAAUACACUACCCUAGAGCGCAUCUUCGAGAUACCUAUGUACCACGAGAAAGGGCUUUUCAUACUUCUACAAUAAUAGGAAAUUACCUUGUCGUAUUUGGUGGUUAUUCUCAUCGUCAUAAUAGGGAAGAAAUUUGUUACGAUGGCCAAAUGUACCUGUACCACCUAGGCUGCCAUUCUUGGAUACCGCUAGAUGUUUUGGGGAAAAUACCCAAGUUUUACCCGAAGAAGCAAGGUGUGUUUGCACACGCUGCGGCUUUGAGGCCACCCUCUACAUUGCUGAUAGCUGGUGGAUAUCACGGGAAUGUUAAUGGGGAUUUGCUGGCAUACGUAGUUCCGAGUUGGCAAGCAGGCAUAUCAAAUGACAAUCCAGAAUCCGCGUGUCCCCGCCAUCACAGUCAGCCGGAAUGUCUCGCGGAUCCAGAGUGCGGCUGGUGCUCUGCUGAUGAUAUUUGUUACGGAAGAACAAUAGGAUCGAAUUGCACAACGAAUCUGCAAUCUAUCCGGUGCGGGGGCAUUUGCCCGGCGCUGGGCGAUUGUCACUCUUGCCUGAUACAUGGGCCCCCGCCAGGAGAGCGAGAAUCGCGUGCACCCUUGCCUUCAGUCAGCACUAAACUGGGUCUCUACAAGUGCAGCUGGUGUGUGCAGAACGCACGGUGUCAUCACAAAGAUGACAACUAUGGUGUUUGCGGUGAAGAUACCCCAUCUGAAAACCCGGGCUGGUGGGGCACUGCCGGCACAGAAGUGACCUCGCCCGAGGAAUGUAAAGUGCUGGACAAAAGGCCCGGUCUUACUUUUCUUAGAUACCAACAACCUGCCGAUUGGAAUCACCCAGAUGCCGUGUCAGUCGUCAAUGCUACAACAGUGGACUGGGGUACGGGGGGUGGGAGUAACAAUAUUUUCAAUGGACCUAGUGAAGCGAGGUUAAAGGGAUGGUUACACAUACCUCAGUACUGGAACGGCACUGGAGAGACCCUACACAUUUGCGCAGGCUAUGCGAAUAUAACCCUCACUUUGGGGGAGACCAAUGAGUCAAUUACAAACUUAACUGCACACCCGGCGUCAGCUUGCUCACUGGUCGAUUGGCCGCCUCUCUUUCCUGGCCGACUUUUAGUAAAUAUGCUCGCCAACGAUUCUUUACACACUGGCCUGUAUCCAUCACAUCACCAUGCCAAAAUGGAAUUGCUGCAUAAUAAAUCACAGGAAAAUUCUAAGGUGUUCACAUUUGAAUUUUUGGAGCCCUACUCGGAAGGCCAGUGCUCGGACUACGGCAACUGCCUCCUGUGUUUAUCAGACGCCGCGUGCGGCUGGUGCGAGCUGACGAACCGCUGCGAGCUGCGGAACACCGACGAGAAAGUGGCCUGCGCCGCCGACGGCGAGUGGCGGUAUCUCACGCUGCAGCCCGCCGCCUGCCCCAACUGCUCCAACUACAUCAGCUGCGAGCGCUGCGUGGCCGGCAACUACUGCGAGUGGUGGGCCGACGAGGCGCGCUGCGCGCGGCGCGGGCGCGCGGGCGGCGCCAUCGUGGACGCGGGCGAGUGCCCCGCGCCCUGCCGCACGCGCCUCGACUGCGAGCACUGCCUCGACGAGCGCGGCCGCUGCGUCUGGUGCGAGGCCACGCGCCAGUGCUUCAGCUUCAGCGUCUACACCAGCGAGUACCAGUUCGGCCUCUGCCGCGAGUGGCUCGACCGCGCCUCCACGCCGCCCGACGACGCCACUCGAAAGUCCGGUCAGUGUAAAUCUUGCCAGGCGCAAACUCAGUGCUCCACCUGCCUGAGGAGCAUGGGCUGCGGCUGGUGCCACUCGCACGGGAACCCGAUCAACGGCGUGUGCACGGAGGGCGACUUCACGCGCGCGCACGUGGACUGCGCGUCGCUGCUGAACAUCUCGGCGCCGGACGCGGGCUGGGCCUACGCGCAGUGCCCCGACGUGGACGAGUGCGGCCUGGGCCUGCACGACUGCCACGAGCACGCCGUGUGCAACAACACGCACGGCUCCUACACCUGCAAGUGCAAGCAGGGCUACAUCGGCGACGGGAAGAAGAGCUGCAUGCGCACGUGUUACAAUAACUGCAUUCACGGGUAUUGUUUGGGUGCUCCUCAGUAUAAGUGCCAUUGUGAUUUGGGUUGGACGGGGGCAGAUUGCUCGAUCAACUGUGGGUGCCAUAACCACUCUACGUGUAAAACCGGAGUGGGUCGAUGUGACGAGUGCCAAGAUUGGACUGAAGGUGAAUUUUGUGAAUCGUGUAAACCGGGCAGUCACGGGAACGCGACCACGGGUCAGGGCUGCCGUCGGUGCGAUUGUAACGAUCACGGCGACGAGACGCGCGGCAUUUGUGACGUCUCAACCGGGGAGUGCAUUUGCAAAGAUAACACUGAGGGCCAAAAUUGUGAAAGAUGUAAACCAAAGUUUUACGGAGAUCCUCGGCAUGGUGGUAGAUGUUAUUAUCAGUGCGAGCCGAGGGGUAUGCUGAACGCGACGCAGACGGAAGGUAUCGGUUCAUACAAAAGUGAUCCGGAUAUAAAAACGAUUGGCCCGUCAAAGGAAUGUUUGUGGAUUAUUUCCGCUGACGACAUACCCGAUGCUCUUAUUCAGUUCACUAUAAAUUCUUCUACUUCUGAUGUGCCAUGUGAUGAAAACGCUGUGUAUGUUUAUGACGGGUUGGGAGGUGUCCCCGAUAUGAGUAACAACCAACAGAGUCAACUUUUGGGGGUAUUUUGUAACGGAGCUUCGUCAGGCGUAGUCGAAGCGCGCAGCGGCAAUUUGACCGUCCACUACAAACAAGGUCAACCGGAACAAGGUUUCGAGGGAGUUUACAAAGUUCUGGCGUGUGACGAUCACUGCCCUUGGCCGAGAGUGUGCAACAAAAAACAUUGCGUUUGUAGAGAGGGCUUCGGUGGACCAGAUUGUGAAGUCGAUAUUUGCCGUAAUAACUGCAGCAUGUCAAUAAACGCCGGCACCUGUGACACUAGCUAUGGAAGAUGUCUUUGCAAUGAAGGUUACGGUGGCGACGAUUGCUCAAUUAAAUUAGAUAGAACUCAAUUAGUAUUUACAGAAUUAUUUAAUUCGGAAUAUUUAUCUGAUGGUUUAGAUCAUCUUAGAAAAACUUUGCCGAGAUUUGGGCAUAGCUUAGUUGCCGACAGAAGGGGUUUAUGGAUGUUCGGUGGGUACUCUCUUUCUCAUGGUCCCUUGAAUGAUAUAAGAUUUUUUGAUACUAAAAAUAACACAUGGAUGCAAGUAACGGUCGAAGCUACUCCUGAUGCCAAAAUGCCUGAAGGGCGCUACUUUCAUGCAGCUGAAAUAUAUCAUUCUAAACAAAACAUUUAUAUUUAUGGAGGCCUAAGUUUGCAAGAGAAAACUCUUCAGAAUAAAACUCUUGGUGACUUUUGGCAAUUCAGUUUGAAAGAUCAAAGAUGGGGCAAUAUUAAAAGUAAACAUGAGCAUCCACCACCCCUCGCUGGGCACACUUUGACUCUGCAGAAAUACCAGGAUUAUGAGAGCUUGGUACUAAUCGGCGGUUUCUCAAUGGAACACGGCUUCAUGGCUGACAUGUGGGAAUUUGAUCUGGACAAUGACAAGUGGAUAAAACUCAAUUGUGAAGGGGCCAAACCAACGGGAAUAAUCGGUCACAGUACCGUGUAUCAUGGUCCAUCACAAAGCUUGUACAUUUAUGGCGGUAUAUUGUAUGCCUACAACGGAACAUCAUUGUCGAAUAAACUUUUCUCUUUUCACUAUCCAACAAAGAAAUGGAGUGAACUUCCAACAUUUCCGAAUCUAAAUCAUUAUGAUAGAUUACCUCAAUCGACGUAUCUGCAUUCGGCAGUCACAACUAACGAUUAUAUGAUAAUAUUUGGAGGCAGAACUGAUCCAGAGAACAAAUCCGAUUCUCUCAUAGCGUACAUUUAUAGCUGCAACCAAUGGGUCAGACUUGUGAAAGGAGUUAGUAUCGUGGGUCACCCGCCGCCGCCAACGAUAGCUCACGCGAUGGCGAUCGAGGUUGAGGCCGAUAACGACGGCUUCAUUUACGUCAUAGGCGGGUGGACAGGCAGCGCUCACUGCCAGGUGACGCGCAUAUCUUUGCCAGAAGAUCUGUGCUCACUGUGGAGUUCUAGUAAGAUCGAAUGUCGCAGCCACAUGGGGUGCAGCUUUUGCAGUACUGGCAAUUACACGAAGUGCUAUUCGGUGGACAAGCCGGGGUGCGAGGGUAGCGACCGCGUGUCCACUAACUCGGGCGCUGCAUGUGACGCAGAGCUGGUGUCGAGGCGCGCUUGCGAGAACUUCACCACGUGCUCAACUUGCCUGGCCGCGUGGCCUCUGUACCCUGAAGAAAAACCUGCUUGCCGAUGGUGCGAAUCGUGUGCUGCUGCAGUUGGUGAAUGCGUACCCACGGAUGAAUCAUGUACAAGCAUAAAAUGUAAUGCAGGAACGACAUACAUAAGCGACGUAGAUCAGUGUCCCGAGCUAAGAUGUGUUGCCUCAGACUGUGAGAAAUGCGUCUCUAACAUGUGUACUUGGACUAGGCAGGCUAGUAGAGAAGGACAAUUAACGAUAAUAUCGGAAGAUCCUGCGGAACUCUUCAACUGGACUUGUACAUUGAUAGAAGAAGCCGGUCGAACCAGCUUGCGUCCAACGACAAAAGAGGAGUGUCCCAGCCGAUGCCACACGUUUGACGACUGCCAGUCUUGCCUCAGUUCGGAUGGAGCCGAGGGCGGGUUCUCGGAGUGUCACUGGGCAACCUAUUUAGGCAAAUGUAUAUCGCCGGCUUACCAGCCGGUCUACUGCGCUGGUGGUGUUUGCGGUCUUGUAUUAACUAAAGCGGAUAAGAACAAAUGUCCUGCGCCUUGUGACACUUUCGAGCAAUGCUCGGAAUGUCUCCAUCACUCCCACUGCGGGUGGUGCGCUAUAGAGGGCGCUAACGGCGAAGGAGUAUGCACAGAAGGCUCCAUCGAGACGCCCCUUGACUACUCCACUCGAACCACUUGCGCUGCCGUCUACAAUAAUGUGCAUCAAAACAACGAAACCAACAAUACUUUCACGUGGCAUUACACAAGGUGUCCUCCUGAAAACGAAUGUGAGAAUAAUCAUCAUCAAUGUAAAGCUGAAUCUGAGGUUUGCCGUGACCUACCGGAGGGCUACGAAUGCGCUUGCGGCGCUGGACACAAGCGAGCAGCGGGCGGCGGCUGCACGGCCGUGUGCUCGCAGGGCUGCGUGCGCGGCGCCUGCGUGCAGCCCGACGUCUGCCGCUGCGAGUUCGGAUACGUCGGCGCCAACUGCACCAUCCAGUGCCAGUGUAAUGGACACAGCCACUGCGAGGGGCCUGACAAGCUGGAUAAGUGCAUUGAGUGCCACAACAACACUAUGGGUAACCAAUGUGAGAAAUGCAAGCCCAAUUUCGUCGGCGACCCAACCAACAACGGCCAGUGUGUCCCUUGCUCGAUGUUCUGCCACGGGCACACGACCAUCUGUACCAAUGACGUGUCCGACGCGCCGCCGACUUCCCGUGACGUCAGCCAGCCUGAUAUAGAGGACUACUAUAGGGACGGGGCAGCUGCGAAGGCGAGAUGCGUGCGAUGCGCUAACAAUACGGAUGGGCCGCGGUGCGAGAGGUGUAUCGAAGGGUUCUUUAGAGGAUCUGAGGACUUCCGUGAUCCGUGUAGACCUUGCGAGUGCCACGGGCACGGCGACACGUGCGACCCGGUCACGGGUGAGAAAUGCAACUGCGGGAACAACACCGAGAGCGACAUCUCGUGCCAGACCACCAGCACCAGCAAGAACUCGGCGCAGGAAUGCUGGCGCUACCAGUGCGUCAAGUGCAAGGACCUCUACAUGGGCGACCCGCGCAACGGACACCAGUGCUACAAGACCAUCAAUAUUGAGAACAAGCUCUGUUUUGAUGGCAAGUCUAUUGAUGAAUGCAAAAUCAAACCGCGCCCGCUAUACCCUGGACAAACCGUAUUUGUUGCUGUAAACCCCAGAUACAUGAACGUUGAUAUACGAGUUAUUGUGGAUGUCACGCAAGGCGCCGUGGAUCUAUACAUGAGUCCGAACGACAGCUCGUUCGUGGUAAACGUAAACUCGAGUAACGGAGCGCACGCGGUCGAACUAGACCCCGCGUAUUACAAACACGAACCGUUCCGGAAAAUGCCGUCUUUCGACGACCAUGUACCAGAUAAACCUCAAGUGACGUGGUGGUACGAUAAGACGGAGUAUACGCUCGCGGAUUAUCGGGCGAAAGAUCUCGCUACUUACGUGACAGUUGACAGGAGGAACAUUCUCAUGCGAGUGCGAAAUCUCCAGAACCGCCUCGUGUUGACUCUCCCGCAAAACGUGCACGAUCUUACGCACACGAAGUUCUACAUCAUCAUCCGCGCGCGGCACACGGAAGAUGGCGCCGCGAGCUUCGGAGUUAUCUUCUUCCGCCAGGAUCAGCUCCACAUAGACCUGUUCGUGUUCUUCUCGGUUUUCUUCUCGUGCUUCUUCCUGUUCCUGGCCGCGUGCGUCGUGGCUUGGAAAGCGAAGCAGGCAGCCGAUGUCCGAAGAGCUAGGAGAAGACAUGUGGUUGAGAUGCUACACAUGGCGAAGCGUCCGUUCGCGUCGGUGACGGUGCUUCUCAACGGCACGCUGACGGGCGCGGGCCGGCGGCGGCGCGGCGCCGAGCUGCGGCCCGUCGCCAUCGAGCCCACGGGCGACGGCCGCGCCGCCGUCACCUCCGUGCUUGUGCGCCUGCCCGGCGGGUCCCGCGCGCCCGUGCGCAUGGCGCUGGCGUCGUCGCUGGUGCUGGUGUCGCGGGGCCCCGCGCCGCGCCCGCGCCCCCCGCGCCCGCGCCGCCAGAACACCUAA